UGUUUCCUGUUCACAUACUGGUAACAGAGAUGCGAGCAUUUCAAACCCUAAACUCUCGUACUCACUUUAUUGAUCUAAUCACCACAAAACAUCCCCAAUUCCACAAAAUCUAUAGAGGUUUUCACUCCACUAAUCAUCUUUUCAUCGAAGAAUCAUCCACAGUCUCUACUAUUUACGAUCCCGUUAGUAACCGUCUUGUGACUACGCGAGUAGCAAAUUCAAAACCCUCGGAAGGGGAAUCCGAUAAAGACGCUUAUAGAUCGUCUAAUUCCGAUUAUGUCGAUGCUCUGAAAGACGACAGAUCUUACGGGAGUGUUUUGAAGGCGAACCAGGGUUUUGGUGUUGUUAGCAAGAAGAAGAGUAAAAGCAAGAGUACUUGGGUUUGUUCUGAAUGUGGAUACACAGAUGGACAGUGGUGGGGAUACUGCCGUGAAUGUAGAAAUGUUAAUACAAUGAAGGAGUUCACAGAAAGUGAUAAUGGAGGAAAGACGACUGGAUUCCAAGUGUCUGAAAAAAUAGUGAAAUCGUGGUUACCAAAAGGGUCGGGAGAUGCUGUUCCGAUGAGGUUAACGGAUGUCAACAGAGGGAUCAACCAGUCGGAUUGGCGAUUUCAUUUGUCUGGGCUAUUUGGAACUGAAGUUUCUAGGGUUCUUGGCGGUGGUCUCGUACCAGGUUCUUUGGUUUUGAUUGGUGGUGAUCCAGGUGUCGGAAAGAGCACAUUAAUGUUACAGAUAGCAGCAAUUAUAGCUGAAGGGAAAGAAAUCGGUAAACCGGCUCCUGUGCUAUAUGUCUCAGGUGAAGAGAGUGUCGAACAAAUUGGAAACAGAGCAGAUCGUAUGGAAAUCAGCGCAGAGGAAUUGUUCUUAUAUUCAAGUACUGACAUUGAGGACAUUCUGCAAAAGGCUCAGGUUCUUUCACCUCGUGCACUAAUCAUUGAUUCCAUCCAGACUGUUCAUCUGAUGGGCGUUACUGGAAGCGCCGGAGGUAUUUACCAGAUUAAAGAAUGCACAGCAGCCUUGCUGCGUUUCGCUAAGAAGACAAACAUACCUGUAUUCUUGAUCGGCCAUGUAACGAAGUCGGGAGACAUAGCUGGACCUCGUGCGUUGGAGCAUAUCGUUGAUGCAGUUUUAUAUAUGGAAGGGGAGCAGUAUUCAUCUCAUCGUCUGCUUCGUGCAUUUAAGAAUCGUUUUGGCUCCACCGAUGAGCUUGGAGUGUUUGAAAUGUCUCCAUGUGGAUUAAAAGCCGUCACAAAUCCUAGCGAGAUUUUUUUAAGCGAGGAACGCUCGGAUUCGGAAUUCCUGGCAGGUCUUGCAAUUGCUGUGAUUAUGGAUGGAUCUCGAACAUUUGUCAUUGAAAUUCAGGCACUAUGUGCACCCGGGUCCUCACUUUCACGGCAAGUGAACGGGGUUCAAGCAGGGAGAGCUGAUAUGAUUAUAUCAGUUCUUAUGAAACAAGCUGGUCUCAAGCUCCAAUCAAAUGCGAUCUUCUUGAACGUUGUUAGCGGGCUUACUUUAACCGAAACUGCUGGAGAUUUAGCAGUUGCAGCAGCAAUUUGUAGCAGCUUUCUUGAGUUCCCGAUCCCCAACGAUGUGGCAUUCAUCGGUGAAGUUGGUCUUGGUGGCGAGCUUCGGAUGGUACCGAAAAUGGAGAAGAGGGUGAGUACGGUGGCAAAACUCGGGUAUAAAAAGUGCGUUGUCCCGAAAUCGGCCGAAAAGUCAUUACGAGGAUUGGAUUUUGGAGAAAUCGAGAUCUUGGAGUGUAUUAAUCUGAAAGAGGUUAUUAACGCUGUGUUUGUAACACGUUAAAGUGCUUCAAAUGGUGUUUUGUGGGUUAUUUUUGUAUAGUGUUGCUCCAUCAGGAAAAUGGUAUGGUUUACUGUUUUUUAGAAGCAAUUUGUAACAUAUUAGGGCAACCGUACCAGAUAUUGUUUGUUUUGUUCAUAUAUGGA
This is a messenger RNA of Cynara cardunculus var. scolymus (artichoke), 1948 nucleotides long. RefSeq names its product DNA repair protein RadA. NCBI's taxonomy places the organism in Eukaryota, Viridiplantae, Streptophyta, Magnoliopsida, Asterales, Asteraceae. The record is from RefSeq and is a predicted model, not a curated record. The coding region runs from base 30 to 1805 and encodes 591 amino acids. Gene Ontology annotation, molecular function: ATP-dependent DNA damage sensor activity; ATP binding; damaged DNA binding. The transcript is spliced from 15 exons. Gene Ontology annotation, biological process: recombinational repair.